UAGCAUCCCGUGUGAUGGGAGAGCGGGCCAAAGCGCAUAUGUUUGAAACAAUCGAUCCUCGAUAUCGAUCGUACGGGUCCGAUCGCUCUGUUGAACGAAAUUCACACUAUGAAUCCCAUGUUGCUGACAGUUCAUCCUAGAACGUUAAUCCUUGGCAGUAUGAACGAAAGUCACCUGCUUGACACGCCCUUCCUCGGUGCACUCAUUGCCCGUAUGAAGAAUCUCCGCACGGUGUCUAUCACAUACUGCGACGUGGAAGGAUGGCCCUAUGUCAAUGUGUUUGCCACCCCUUCAAAGUUACAGAUCACCAGUCUCGAAAUCAGGCGUGUUCAAAUGACCUUUCGGGAAUUCAUGACCCUUCUCAGCUCUCCUUGCUUGACCCAUCUCAGGCUUAGUGCGCUCACCAUUGGGGAUUACCCUUCAUCAGAGGGGGAGCUUGGGAUAGACUUUACUUCCCCUGACUGCCGCUUUCCUCAGCCGCAAUCCGCUUUGCAACGCCCGAUACAGGACUUCCGCUUGGAUGUGAUCACAACAUCUGAUAUUGUGAUUAUGGACUUGAUCGCGACCUCGCGACACCCUAUCAUCGCUGAGGGCUCUAUGAUCAACGUCAGCUUCAGCAGCGAAUGGAGCCUUGAUGAACAUGUAUCCCGGUUCCAGCGGUUCCUCGACUGCAAGGCUGUGAAAUCCGCCCAAAAGCUACAUCUUGGUAGCCCAGACGAAUAUUUUUUCACCGAAGAAGACAGCAGCGAAUAUGACCCGCUGAUAUUCGACAGGUUCAAGACUGUUGAGUUACGCUCUGUUAUCCCGCGCCACUGGGAUGAAUACGAAACCGAGUUCCAGUGGUGGGCGAACUCGUUGAGUGCUGUUCGCGUCGGCUCCGCACUCAAGAAGUUGCGUUUGAUUGUCACCUUCAUCAGUUCCGAGAUGAGUGACCUCCCGGACGUGGCAUUGCCAGUGUGGCCAAAUUUAGAUGCCGCCCUUUGCGGCAGGAACCUGGCACUGGACCGUCUGGUCAUCGAUGUUUUCAGUAUGGGGCGCUUGACUGAGUGGAAGAAACCAAUCAUAAAAAAUUGGUUUUUCACUUGUCUUCCGAAGACAUACAAGAAAUAUUUCACCAAGGAGACGAAGAAUGCCUCUCUAAGGGUCCAUGAUAGUCUUGAAGACGAUGAUGAUGAUGAUUGAGUACACGAUAUGGACGAUGUUUAUGGAGUUACGAAAAUAUGUAAAGUCGAACAUGAGCGUUCAACGUUGAAAAAUGAAACUGAGGUUUGUAGCUGGAUGCAUUUCACCAUGUCGAGAGCCUGCUUGUAGAAAUGACUAC
Messenger RNA from Desarmillaria tabescens, 1321 nucleotides. RefSeq lists its product as uncharacterized. The record is from RefSeq and is a predicted model, not a curated record. The transcript is spliced from 2 exons. Bases 109 to 1182 code for a protein of 357 amino acids. NCBI's taxonomy places the organism in Eukaryota, Fungi, Basidiomycota, Agaricomycetes, Agaricales, Physalacriaceae.